Molecule: messenger RNA, 2484 nt
Organism: Musca domestica (house fly)
Lineage: Eukaryota; Metazoa; Arthropoda; Insecta; Diptera; Muscidae
Product: transketolase
Exons: 4
Coding region: 171-2060 (629 amino acids)
Molecular function (GO): thiamine pyrophosphate binding; transketolase activity
Source: RefSeq, a predicted model, not a curated record
AUUCUUCAGUUGGUUUUCGAAAGCCGGCCGCACCAAACAACGAAGCAGCUCAGGAACAACAUCCGUUGUCGUUGGCAUUUAAAAAAAAAACAAUAUCUGGAACAAAGUGCAAACCGUGUUUCUAAAUCAUUUAUUUUUUUAUCGUUUUAAACAAAUAAAUCCAUUACAAAAUGUCUUACCACAAACCCGAAGCUAGAGCCAUUCAAGAGUUGAAAGACAUCGCACAUCGUUUGCGUAUUCACUCAAUUACCUCAACUCAGGCCUCCAAAUCCGGACAUCCCACAUCAUGCGCCUCAAUUGCCGAAAUCAUGUCGGUAUUGUUCUUCAAUACCAUGCGUUUGAAUUUGAAAUUCCCCCGCGAUCCAUCCAGUGAUCGUUUGGUCUUGUCGAAGGGUCAUGCUGCACCAAUUCUGUACGCUGCCUGGGCUGAAGCUGGUCUUUUCCCAGUUGAGGAAUUGCAAAAUUUGCGCAAAAUCGACAGCGAUUUGGAGGGUCAUCCCACGCCACGUUUGAAUUUCAUUGAUGUCGGUACUGGUUCGUUGGGCCAGGGUGUUGCUGUCGCUGCCGGCAUGGCCUAUGUUGGCAAGAAUUUCGACAAAGCUGACUACAGAACCUAUGUCGUUGUUGGCGAUGGUGAAUCGGCCGAAGGUUCCAUUUGGGAAUCAUUGCACUUUGCUGGCCACUAUAAAUUGGACAAUUUGUGUGUCAUCUUCGAUGUAAACCGUUUGGGUCAGUCCGAACCCACAUCCCUGCAACAUCAAAUGGAUGUCUAUCGCAAACGUUUGGAAGCUUUCGGUUUCCAUGCUCUCGUUGUCGAUGGUCACGAUGUUGAGGAAUUGUGCAAGGCCUUCUACGAAGCUGCCAAUACCAAAAAUCAACCCACUGCCAUUAUUGCCAAAACCUUCAAGGGUAAAUUCUUCCCCAACAUUGAGGAUUUGGAUAACUGGCACGGCAAGCCCUUGGGCGACAAGGCCAAUGAGGUUGUCAAACAUUUGCAGGGUCUGAUGUUUGACUCUUCGCCCAGACCAGCUGCCUUGGCACCCCAAACACCCACCAAAUGCAAGCCAGCACCUCCCGUAGAUAUUACCAAGGUGCAAUUGUCCUCACCACCCAACUACAAAUUGGGUGAACAAGUGGCCACUCGCUUGGCUUACGGCACCGCUCUGGCCAAAUUGGCUGAGAACAAUGACCGUGUCAUUGCCUUGGAUGGUGAUACCAAGAAUUCCACCUUCUCCGAUAAGCUGAAGAAGGUCUUCCCCGAACGUUACAUUGAGUGCUUCAUUGCCGAACAGAAUUUGGUUGGUGUUACCAUUGGUGCUGCCUGCCGUGACCGUACCAUUGCCUUUGCCUCCACCUUCGCCACCUUCUUUACUCGUGCUUUCGAUCAAAUUCGUAUGGGUGCCAUUUCCCAGACAAAUGCCAACUUUGCCGGCUCCCAUUGCGGUGUGAGCAUUGGUGAAGAUGGUCCCUCUCAAAUGGGUUUGGAAGACAUUGCCAUGUUCCGUGCCAUUCCCGGCAGCACCGUCUUCUAUCCCUCGGAUGCCGUCAGUUGUGAACGUGCCGUAGAAUUGGCUGCCGUUACCAAGGGUGUGUGCUUCAUUCGCACCUCUCGUCCCAACACUGCCGUUUUGUACGACAACAAUGAACCCUUCGUCAUUGGCAAGGGUAAGGUGGUCAAGCAAUCGGCCAACGAUCAAGUUUUGCUCAUUGGUGCUGGUGUUACAUUGCAUGAGUGCUUGAAGGCUGCCGCUGAAUUGGAGAAGGCCGGUGUUCAUGCCCGUGUCAUUGAUCCCUUCACUGUUAAGCCAUUGGAUGUGGAAUUGAUUGUUGAAAGUGGUCGUGCCUGUGGUGGACGCAUUGUUGUCGUUGAAGAUCACUACCAACAAGGUGGUUUGGGUGAAGCUGUCCUCUCGGCUUUGGCUGACAAACGUGAUUUCGUUGUCAAACAUUUGUACGUACCCGGUGUACCCCGUUCCGGACCCCCCACCGUGCUCUUGGAUGUUUUCGGCAUCUCAGCCCGCCAUGUUGUUGAUGCUGCCAAUGCUGUUUUAAAAUUGUAAAACAACACGAACAGAGAAUCUUGGGUGGCCGCCCCGCCAGCAGGCUUAUUAAUAUCUAACUACACUAAGUGUAUAUCUUUACAUUAAUUGAUACAUUUUUAUCUGUACCUCCGUAUACUGUACAAAAUCAUAACUUUGGGGUGUAUCUAUCUUAUUGUUGGUUGUUAGCACAAACAAAAUACUACUACUAAAAAAAAACAUUAUCUUUACUUCAUUCCUAACAUAUUGUACCACCUCCUUCCGGUAAUGCAUUUAUAUGGCAUUCAUUGAUUAUUGCAUUUUUCAUACUUUUUUUAUAUAUGAAUACUUUUUCAUGAUGAUUUGUAUAAUGUGUACAAAAGAAAAAAAAACUAUCCGAUUUUCAGAAUCUUUCAAAGACACAAAAGAUAUAUUUGAAAUAAAUAUUCACAAAAACUAUACUAAA